AUGGCCAUUACAAUGUGCAGGAUCACCUCACCCGAAAGCUACGAAACCCCACAGCAGUGCUGCCAUCUUUCACCCGCAAUACCCCGCUCCAUACACCUGGGCUUUUAUAUUCCUUCCAGCCCUGCAUAUCCGAAGCAGAUUGUUCGACGUUACCUCACGUCUCCCCAACUCGUGUUCGCCAUUUGA
Molecule: messenger RNA, 186 nt
Organism: Laccaria bicolor S238N-H82
Lineage: Eukaryota; Fungi; Basidiomycota; Agaricomycetes; Agaricales; Hydnangiaceae
Exons: 1
Coding region: 1-186 (61 amino acids)
Source: RefSeq, a predicted model, not a curated record